AUGGACUUCUUUCACAAAGAGUGGGGAUGGCUGGAUUCUGCUCAGAGGGACUUAUACAAGGAUGUGAUGGUCCAGAAUUACAAGAACCUGGUCUCUGUAGCAGGUCUUUCCAUAACUAAGCCACAUGUGAUCACGUUGUUGGAGGAUGGGAAAGAGCCCUGGAUGAUGGAGAAAAAACUAUCAAAAGUUUCCUUCUUUUCACAUACUGUUUUAUCUAUUAUGUCUAUUUUACCCAUUUCUGUUAUCACUCCUGCUGCUUCCGUGAACUCUGUAUUCUCUGCUCCAUUUGAGCAUUGUUCAGAAAUCAUUGAAAUAUUUUAG
Messenger RNA from Pongo pygmaeus (Bornean orangutan), 321 nucleotides. RefSeq names its product zinc finger protein 302-like. NCBI's taxonomy places the organism in Eukaryota, Metazoa, Chordata, Mammalia, Primates, Hominidae. The record is from RefSeq and is a predicted model, not a curated record. The coding region runs from base 1 to 321 and encodes 106 amino acids. The transcript is spliced from 3 exons. Gene Ontology annotation, biological process: regulation of DNA-templated transcription.